AUGCUGAAAUGGUUUCAGUUAGGAGUACGCCUUCUGUUUACCCUCGGAAUCUCACAGAAUUAUACUAUUGCACGAUUAGCAGAAAAAGAAGCUCUGCAUUACCACGAUAUCAUUCAGCAAAACUUUCUUGAUACAUACUACAAUUUAACGUUAAAGACAAUUAUGGCGGUACGAUUUGUGUACGAGUAUUGUGACAACGUGAAAUACAUACUUACUACAAAUGAUGAUGUGUUAGUGAACCUUUGGGUAGUGAUAAAAACUCUGCGACUUUAUUUAGAUACUAGGAAACCGCAAAAAGAAGUUGAGCGUACGAUAUUUUGUAACGUUUUUCAUCAUCCGAAAGUCAUUCGUGAUCCAAGAAAUAAAUGGUAUCUUAGUAGAAAGGAGUUUCCAAAUUACUAUUACAAUGACUACUGCGCUGAAUUAAUGAUUAUAAUUCCUAGCCAGCUCAUAAGAAAAAUGUUUGAAGCAUCUAAAAAAGCUACAUUUAUUAAAAUUGCUGACUAUUUUUUGACUGGAAUAUUGGCAACGAAAGCUAAAGCAAAAUUCAAAGACUUUUCAACUAAGGCAUUUAAUCACAAAUUUAAAAAAAGUCGAUCAGCUUUUCUGCUUAGAACGAUUUAUUUUCAAGCGACUGAAAGUAUUGAACAGGCAGAAGAGAUGUGGAACCAACUAAAACACAAAUAUAGCUCAGGAAAGAAGCAAUAUGAGGAAAAUGAUGAGAUAAAACGAUUUUGA
Molecule: messenger RNA, 738 nt
Organism: Enterobius vermicularis (human pinworm)
Lineage: Eukaryota; Metazoa; Nematoda; Chromadorea; Rhabditida; Oxyuridae
Source: the annotation of a GenBank genome assembly